Molecule: messenger RNA, 501 nt
Organism: Spirometra erinaceieuropaei
Lineage: Eukaryota; Metazoa; Platyhelminthes; Cestoda; Diphyllobothriidea; Diphyllobothriidae
Source: the annotation of a GenBank genome assembly
AUGGUUGAACGUUUCCAUAGUCAGUUAAAGCCUAUCCUGCAGCCCGCAGAAGGCCCGGGAAACUGGUCAGACGACCUCCCCCUUGAACGCCUCGACACUCGCGCGGAUCUGAAGUCGGAUUUGGGCUGUAGUGCAGUCGACUUGGUUUUCAGCACUACCCUCCAACUGCCAGGCGAGGUGGUUAACCCAACCCUUCGUGGUGCCCACGUCAUUUUUGUUUACCGUCUGCGGCAACUUCUGUGUUCGCUUUCCCCGGUUCCGCCUCGAACUCUAACGACCGAGUCUUAUGCCGAAAAAGGCUUGGACGACUGCACUCAUGUGGUCUUCCGCUGUAACCGUGUACGCCAGCCGCUGGAAUCACCAUACGAAGGACCGGUCCAUGUGUACACAGGCAACAUGAAGACCUGCCGGAUCCUUCGCGGUGACAGGAAAGACGUGGUCAGUGUCGAUCGGGUAAAGGCAGCUGUCGCUGAGGUGCCGCCGGACCUGCCUCAAGGAUAA